Messenger RNA from Anopheles marshallii, 2697 nucleotides. It is a transcript of the gene aub, whose product is annotated as protein aubergine. Gene Ontology annotation, cellular component: P granule. The record is from RefSeq and is a predicted model, not a curated record. Gene Ontology annotation, molecular function: protein binding; piRNA binding. Bases 1 to 2697 code for a protein of 898 amino acids. Gene Ontology annotation, biological process: regulatory ncRNA-mediated gene silencing. NCBI's taxonomy places the organism in Eukaryota, Metazoa, Arthropoda, Insecta, Diptera, Culicidae. The transcript is spliced from 5 exons.
AUGGCGGAUGGCAGACGAGAUCCUCCACCGUAUGGGCGGGAUCGAGUGCGCGGUGCGAUCGGUUCACACUCACCGUACGAAGCUGGUCCCGGUCGUGGUGGUGGUCAUCCAUCCACUCGAGGGGGUUAUCCACCCCAAGGUGCAACAUAUCAUACGCAAGAGCGGCGCCCGGCAUGGCGCAAUCCAUCGCCCGGUCCCCCGGAUGGACCACCGCUACCAAGCACUUCGGCGGCUGUGUCAACGCCAGCAUUUAGUACAAACGUCCACGAACCACCGCCUCAACCGGCAGCAGCAGUAGCACCAAGUACCAGCGGUUUGCCAUUGAGUCGAAUAAAUCGUCCGACCGGCCGGGGACGUCGUCCGCUAGCAGAUACACUGCGAACCCGUGGUCCUGAUGCACCAUCGAAGCAUGGUACCACUGGACAACCGCUGUUACUGCAAUCGAAUUAUUUCAAGCUGUUGAAACGGGUCGACUGGACACUGUACCACUAUCAGGUGGAGUUUGUACCCAACUGUCCAAGUCCCCGUUUGACACAAUCGCUCGUUAACGAGCACAAAAAGCUUCUGGGCGGGUUCGUCUUUGACGGUGUUCAGCUCUUUACCGCCUGCAAGCUGUCGAGCGAUGAGCUUGUGCUGCACUCGCAGCACGAUCGUACCGGCGAUAAGUACGAGCUACACAUUCAGCGUGUCGCCGUCGUAGACAUGACGGACGAAACCGGUCUCCAGGUGCUGAAUCUGAUUUUGCGCCGAGCGAUGAACGGGUUGAAUCUGCAGCUGGUCGGUCGCAAUCUGUACGAUGCGGCUGCCAAAAUACCGAUCCGCGAGUACCACAUCGAACUGUGGCCCGGCUAUAUGACAAGCAUCCGGCAGCACGAAAACGAAGUGCUGGUGUGCUGCGAAAUUGCUCACAAAACGAUGCGCAUGCAGACUUGUUACGAUAUUUUGCGUGAAUGUCAACGGCAUGACCGGAAUUUUAAGGAUGCUUUUAGGCGGGCCGUACUCGGAUGUGUGGUGCUGACUGGUUAUAACAACAAAACGUACACGAUUCAUGAUGUGACAUUUGAAACGACACCGGAGAGCACGUUCGAUACGAAAAAUGGCAAGAUUUCAUUCUUGGAUUAUUACAAAAACAAGUACAACCUGCGCAUUCGCGACGCUUAUCAACCGAUGUUGCUUUCGCGUGCGAAAAAGAAGGACACACGAUCGGGUGAUAGCGAACUGAUGGCUCUCGUACCGGAACUUUGCCAAAUGACUGGACUAACGGAUUCAAUGCGUUCGGAUUUCAAGAUGAUGCGAGCGAUGGCUGAUCAUACGCGUUUGAAUCCGGAUCGACGUAUUGAGCGGUUGGAAACAUUCAAUCGACGCCUGCAAACCUCACCCGAAAGCCAGGAAGUGUUAAAAGUUUGGCAGAUGGAACUCGACCGUCGUCUCGUCGAGUUGCCAGGGCGGUUGCUUCCACAAGAGAUGAUAUUCUUUUCCACUACCUCCAAUGGUGUACAGGCCGGUGAAAAUGCCGACUGGACAGCACACUUCCGCGACAAUCCCAUGUUUGCAACGGUUCGGUUGAGCCGCUGGUAUCUGGUUGUGCCUGGGCGGUGCCAGCGUGAGGCAGGCGAUUUCCUGAACUGCAUGAUAACGGCGGCCCGUGGCAUGCGGUUCGAAAUCAGUAACUGCGAGAUGGUCCCCAUGCCGGACGAUAAUACGAACACAUACAUACGCACACUGGACGCGAUCAUCAACAAAGACCCGCAGAUGAUCAUGUGCGUGGUGUCGAACAACAAAUCCGAUCGGUACACUGCCAUAAAGAAGAAGUGUUGCGUUGAACGUGCAAUCCCGACGCAAGUGAUGGUACAGAAGACGAUCACGCCAAAGAGUGGCAAUGUGCGCACGCUAAUGUCCGUGGCGACAAAGGUGGUCAUACAGAUGAACUGCAAGCUGGGCGGUGUACCGUGGAAGGUGAAGAUUCCGCUGAACGGUUUGAUGACGAUCGGGUUCGAUGUGUGUCACGAUUCGAAGGAUAAGAGCAAAUCGUUCGGUGCGAUGGUGGCGACGCUCGAUCACGAUAACCGUGGUACGCCGAAAUUCUUCUCCACCGUAAGCCACCAUUCGAAUGGGGAGGAAAUUUCCAACUACUUACCAUUGAACACGGUCAAGGCGCUGAACGAGUAUCGGCGCGAGUUCGGCGAGCUGCCGAAGCGUAUUAUCUUCUACCGUGAUGGUGUUAGCGACGGGCAGCUGCAGUACAUCUACGAUCAUGAGGUGCGCUCACUGGUAGAGAAGCUGGGACAAAUCUAUAAAUCGGCCGGUGUCGAACAGGACGUGCUGUUGACGUUCUUCAUCGUUAACAAGCGCAUCAAUACUCGGUUCUUUGACCAUCGGCUUAAUCCACGUCCUGGUACGGUGGUGGAUAAUGUUGUGACCCUUCCUCAACGUACCGAUUUCUACCUCGUGUCACAGUCGGUUAAACAAGGUACCGUUUCGCCUACUGCGUACAACGUCAUCUACGACACAUCCGGGUUGAAGAUAGACCACCUGCAGAUGCUGUCGUACAAACAGUGCCACCUGUACUAUAAUUGGUCUGGGACGACCCGCGUGCCGGCCGUGUGCCAGUACGCGCACAAGCUAUCUUUCCUAGUAGGCCAAUAUCUGCACCAGUCGCCUUGCAACAUGCUAGAAAAGAAAUUAUACUUCCUGUAA